Molecule: messenger RNA, 3642 nt
Organism: Chaetomium globosum CBS 148.51
Lineage: Eukaryota; Fungi; Ascomycota; Sordariomycetes; Sordariales; Chaetomiaceae
Exons: 2
Coding region: 1-3642 (1213 amino acids)
Biological process (GO): intracellular signal transduction; protein phosphorylation
Cellular component (GO): cytoplasm
Molecular function (GO): protein serine/threonine kinase activity; ATP binding
Source: RefSeq, a predicted model, not a curated record
AUGGAAUCUCAACCGCCACGACAGCCGCUCCAUCGGCCCUCGCACCCUCGUCUUCACAACAUCCUGCCUCCUCCACCGUCGCAUAUUCCGUCCCGAACUGCCAAUAGCACCCCGGUGUCCUCCCCGGGACUCUUCAGCCCGGCCCUGCCCCGCCCCAGCAUAGUCUCGUCGUCGCAGCCCGGCUCCGAGACGGCGACGCCGGGGGGUUCAAACGGCCACAGCCCUUAUUUGCAUCCGCUGCAUGGCCACAAGGUCCGAGAGACACACAAAGCAAAUGUCGAGCAUGACUACACGACCGGCAGGAAGCACAUCAAUAAUUACGAAAUCAUUGAGGAGCUUGGCCGCGGUGUUCAUGGCAAGGUCAAGCUUGCCAGAAAUGCCGAGAAUGGCGAAUUCGUCGCCAUCAAGAUCAUCCCACGCUUCUCCAAAAAACGGCGGCUUGGCAAGGUCAUGGCCAUGUCAACCCAGGAUAAGAGCAAGAAGGAGAUUGCCAUUCUUAAGAAGAUCCGCCACCCAAAUGUCGUCGCCUUGCUCGAGGUCAUCGAUGACCCUGAGCUGAAAAAGAUCUACAUGGUGUUGGAACACGUCGAGCUGGGUGAGGUCGUGUGGAGAAAGAAGGGACUUCCGCAUAUUUGCGAAUAUGAACGUCGCCGUAUCGAACGUGAGACACGGGGCGUGAAAGCGACGCCCGAAGAGGACCGAUUCGAGCGCCUUCUCUUGCAACGCCAGGCCGCUAAGGAUGCGCAGCGCGCGAGAUUGCGAGCCCGCGCUCAGCGGCCCUCGACCGACUACUGGAGCCUCGAGUACGGCGCUGCGGACGAUGAGGAGCUCGACUCGCACGUCGGUUCGCUCGGGAGGGACGAUACGGGUCUAUCGGCUAUCCGUCCGACUCUAUCGAACACCAGCUCUCUUGCAGGAUCAAGAGCGACCUCCCGGGCUCCAUCUCGGUCACAAUCAACCAAGUCCCUAACAAACCCCGCCGAUCCGAAUUCCCCGCUAGCCGCCGACAACGAUGACCUAGAGACACCCGGCGCUCUGCCUAUCAAAUCCAAGCCCGGCUCGUCCACCGUGCUAGAUGGGACCAUGUACGGCCCUUAUGUCGAGGAUCCUGCCUUACGGGGAAGAUCUCCCAGCAUGGCGGACUCGCUCAUGUCCCACUUGUCCUCGUUCGACUUCAACAAGGUCCACGAUCCGUAUGUCGACGACUUUUCGUACGUGCCCUGCUUUACCAUGGAGCAGGCAAGGAAUACCUUCCGAGAUACUGUCCUAGGCCUCGAGUACUUGCAUUACGAAGGUGUAGUCCAUCGGGACAUCAAGCCAGCGAACUUGCUCUGGACCAAGGAUAAGAGGUCUAAGAUCGCCGACUUUGGUGUCUCUUACUUUGGCCGGCCUGUUCGCGAAGGAGAGCCCGACGAUACCAUUUCCGAGUCCGAGGCACGGGACUUCGACAAUGAUCUCGAGCUUGCCAAGACGGUCGGCACACCCGCCUUCUUUGCUCCCGAACUUUGCGCUACCGACCUUUUCGACGCUCCUCCUGGGCAGCAGCCAAAGAUCACCGAGCAAAUCGACGUCUGGUCAUUGGGCGUCACGCUGUAUUGCCUGAUUUAUGCUCGUCUACCGUUCCUGGCCGAGGACGAGUGGCAGAUGUUCAAGAAGAUUGCAAAUGAGGAGGUAUACAUCCCGAACCGGCGGCUUCGGCCUGUCGACCCGGCCACCAAACCUAGCGAGAAGUCUCUCUACACUCGAGUGAACAAACCACCAUACCGUGAUGAUGACGAGCUCACCUACGAAGAUAUCGAGCCUGAUCUUCAAGACCUCUUAAAGAAGAUGCUCACUAAGAACCCCGAGAAGAGGAUUCGGCUGCGCGACGUGAAACGGCACCCCUGGGUUAUGCAUGGCGUGGAUAUCAUGUCGUGGAUUGACGACACGGACCCCUCGAGGAAGGCGUCGGGCAAGAAGAUCCAAGUUGAUGAGAAGGAUAUGGCCCGUGCCGUUGUCCCGUUGAGCUUGAUGGAGCGCGCAAGAUCCGUGGUUAAGAAAGCGGUGGGCAGGGUGAUGCACCCCCGUGGGGACCGUACAGAGAGCGUCUCAUCUCGCCGGCGCGCUGCUAGCAGCGCCGCUAGUUCGGCGGGCGACAUCACCAACCUAAUAACACCCCAUCUACGCGAUACCCGACGAAGAAGCCUACGCCCCGAUGAUUAUUUUUCCACCCCCCCUCAGCAAACGGGCGGGCAUCCCCUCACGCACAGCGUAUUAGCCAGCCCUGUGACUGGGUCACCUCCCGUCUCGUCUCCGCUACACCAGUCAUCGUCAGCCAAUAGCCGCGGGCCUCGCAAGCCGCUUGAGCUGCUCACAACGCUCACUGGGAGGGAAGACCACUGGACUCGGCAGGCAUCCGCCUCCCCGCAUCGAGCAUCGGCUCGACACGGGCAAUCCAAGUCUAUCACGAACGCUUUUUUAGCUCUCACGCCUACCCCAGUCGAAACGCAGACGCUCCCGCCCACACCUCUCUUCGACAGCCCUGUGGACGACCCGAGUAGUGCGCUCAGAAAAGCCCGGGAUAUCAAGUCAAACGCAGACGAUCUUGGUCGAGCCCGAUCGGUUGAUCGCGGCUUAUUUGUUAGCAAUGAUAAACGUGCCGAAGCUAGAGUGGCGCUGAGCACCGCUAUGGCCCCGGGAAAUGUGCACUUCAACCAGCAGCAUCGCUCUGUACGGUCGGUCGAGGUGACGGAAGGCCCCGAGCAUGCUUCCUCGGCCACAGUGUCUCCAUCGAUGGGCUCCCUCUCUGGAUACCCACGCGGCCAGUUCAAAUCAGACCCAAACAUGCACAACAAGCAGCGCGGGUUUGUGGUAUUGCAGGAGAGGCCGGUGACGGCUCAUCGUGCCGAGGCGGUGCAAAAGCCAUCGACUCCCGAGCCUGGAUUCACUCCAUGCCCGUCAUCCCCAGAUGACGACACAUUCCCGCCGAUGCCCCUGUCUAGGGGUGAGACUAUUGCGACGGGCAAAUCCUCGAGCUCGACGUCGAUGGGCGCGCUCACGACUCCAUUGACCAGCCCAAGCGAGUCGGCGAGCCCCAUCUACGGACUCAAUAACCAAAUGACCAAGGAGGUGGCCGACCGCAUGGUUGCGUUCCAGUCGGACCCGUCGCUGCCUGCUUUGCUCAGCAGCACCAGCUCCGUCUCGGCGGACCCAGAGGGCGAGUUCCUCGGCAACCCGGGAAUGGUGGCCCGGCCUUCGGUGAUUGACACCACCGAUUCGCUCACGCCGCCUGCGUUUGCAAAGGAGCCCAUGUCCGGAUUCCCGUUAGAAGCGCAGGACGAGGGGACCGUACCUGUGAAGUUUGACAGCUCUAGCGUCCGCACUCCAGUAGGCGGCAGGCUUCCUACGAGUCGGAGGGGCUCCCGGUGCCAUCACGACGAAGACGAUGACGACAACAACGAUAGCGACAGCGAUGAGGGAUUGACGAUGGCGAGACACAAGAAUAAAACCGAGCGAGCCUUCGGGUUUAGCUAUUGCCACGCCUCCCAAGGACACACAAGCGCAGACGCACGGGGUGGGAAGGCUUAUUGGGAAUGCGCGGCGGCGGAACACGAACGCCAGUGUGGGCAGCACCGAAACUGCGAAGAAGAUGUUUGUGGAUAG